Topomyia yanbarensis is the source of this 5105-nucleotide messenger RNA. It is a transcript of the gene corto, whose product is annotated as centrosomal and chromosomal factor. The record is from RefSeq and is a predicted model, not a curated record. NCBI's taxonomy places the organism in Eukaryota, Metazoa, Arthropoda, Insecta, Diptera, Culicidae. The transcript has a single exon. Bases 1231 to 3027 code for a protein of 598 amino acids.
CGUUCAAACUUCAGUCGAGGCUUAACGCCCGAAGAAGAAACAUUCAUUCGAAAAGAAAGCACUCCUACCGCUAGCCGGUGUGAGCUCAUAACACAGUAGAAAAAAAGUUACAACCAGACUCAUAGCAAGAACAAGUGAGGCCGGUCGCGAGAGAGGGAGAGUGAGAAUAAACGAGAGAACAAGACGCAACACCGCGAGUGCGAGCCGGUCGGUUGGCAGACGAGGACAGUAACAGAGAUUUCAGUGUUAUUUAAUUCGGGAAGAGGCAAACAAGAGAAAAGAGCGUAGACCGCGAAGAACGUACGGCCUGACCUGGCUUCGACUACUGAAGAAAGAGGCACUAACUGAAGAGCCACGGAUCGAGCGCGUGUGUGUUGGCAAGAAAAGAAGAAAAUCGAUAUUAUGUGAAUGUGUCAAAAUCAGGUCACCGUGGAUUUAAAGUGUGAGCAGCAGUGAGAAGCCAAUGCUCCGUGCCUGAUUAGUCUUUAAAGUGAGACGAACCAAGAAGCAAAAUUUAAUUAAAAGUGUGAUACUCGCGAUUUGACCGAUUGUCGAACGUCGUGUCGUUUCAAACGCGGAUUGAGGAAAAAUAAAAUACGGCCGAUAUUUUCCUCUAGUGAAGACUGAGCUGAAGGCGGUAGCCGUACACCGAGAUUUGGGAGGAGAGGAACAGCACACAGAAAAAGCAGAAUCGCAAAAUAGUCCGCUGUCAGUCUAAUCUCACUUCGAGGCGAAGCAACGUUGAAACCAUUAGCGCCAUUUCAUUUUACGAAGACUGAGUUCUGGGAAGCCAAUUUCAUCGACUGUUCUGUGCAAUCGCAGCAAGCUACCGCCGCUGGUCGCGAUAGUAGCACAGUUUGUAAAACGCCCGUAAAGCAGCGAUAUUUGGAAUUUAUUGGGUUGAUGUUCCUGAUAAGUGUAAUUUAGUGGUUACAGCAAAAAAGCGAAUAAAAGCUAUCCAAGUGAUUUGAUUCGAAGAAAAAUAAAAAUUAAGCAUAUCGAUUGAGCUGAGAAUCGUUCGCAUACGGUGCCAAAUGUGUGGUUAAAAAAGAAGGAAAAAGGGGGAGAGAGUGGGUACGUUGGCGAAAGCGUAAAGAAAAGAUUCCAAUGAAAAGUGAUUGGAGUGUGAAGAUUUAGUGUCGUUCGCCGCCGUCUUGAGUGGUACGUGUACCACAUCGGGGUUUAACGUUGGAGUGGAAUAAAAUAAAUUCUACCAUCAGCACCGGCAGGAUGGCAAUGGCAGCGUGUUAUCCGAACUACGACCUUUCGGUGUCGUCCGGUAUUUCGCAUCACCAGCAGCAGCCGCAGUUGCACCACAUACCGGUGUCUUCGCGGUUAUCCAACGCGGCACCGAUGGCGCAGAAGGACUACAGCAUACCACUGCACGUGGACUGUAGUGUGGAGUAUGAAUUACCAAAUCAGGCCAAACCUCCGGUGGGAGCCCGGGUGGAACCAUUGCUGAUGAUUCAUCCCUGCUAUUUCCGAAAGAUGGAAAGCCAGCGGCGAAGUCCGUUUAUAAACAAUAUGCCAAAUUCAUCCCGUAGUUCUAAUUCAAUUGUUGCCAAUGUUGUUGAUACGUCAUCAAUGAGUCGGCGUAGCUCAAAAUCUAGUUCCCAGCAGGCACAGCAGCAACUGCAGCAGCAGCAGCAACAACAACAACAACAGCAGCAACAGCAACACGUUGUAGUGUCUAGUCAUCAAAGCAGUAUGCAUCAUCAUCAGAACCUGCAGCAGCAGAUUGAUGAGUACGUACAGCGGCAGAUGGCUCAAAGGUCCCAACAGGCGCACUAUCCUGUUGGGACGAGCAGUCAACAGCAACAACAACAGCAGCAACAGCAGCAGUCACAACAUGUUCAAUCACAACACCAUCGCCAUCAUUCGCAUCAACCACAGCCUAAGCAGCAGAUCCAUCAGCAGCAACAGUCGCAUAUAACCAGUCAACAACAAUCCUCCAAUCAGUACAGCCUGCAAAGUCAGCAACAGCAGCAGCAACAACAACAACAACAACAACUAGCAAAUACCUCAGACUGGAGCCGUUACAUGGGCCCCGAUGGGGUAGUCCGGAGCUACGGAAAGGUCAACCUAGCCAAUCAAACUGCCUAUAGCAACAGCAUCAACAACAGCAACAACAACAACAGCAGCAGUAGCAAGCCAAAAGCCAUCAAACGUUGUAAUACGGGUAUGACCCAGCUGGCGCACACCAACACCGUCGGCACUGGGCAGCAGCAACAUCAGCCAAAUCUAAUACCGGCUAGCUGUGCUGCGUUCAACACUAGUAGCAGUUUGGAGGGCGGUUUGCCAUCCGGUCCCCGGUGGGACGUCGAAAAGACUUCAAUGGCCGCUGUGCCUCGUGAUUUUCAGGCAGGUCCCGAAUCGUUACCGAUCAAAGUGAAUGCUAGUCUACUGGUGGGUGGAAACAGUUCCCAAACUACUGCCGGCAGUAACAACAACAAUAACUACCAACCGUCGGCAACGAUGUACCGAAAUCCGUCGGUCGUUGGCAAACGUGAUGCUAUGCUUUCCGGAGGCUGUGGUGUAUAUAGUAAUAGUAGCAACAAUAACAAUAACACUAGUAACAAUAACAACACGGAACUAGGACUGACCGCAAGUGGCCUGUGGGACUCCGCGGCACUGCUGGAGAAAAGUUCGAUGGCAACCAUCCCCCGAGACUACCACCAGACCGGACCGGAUCAUAUGGCAUGCAGCAAAAUGGUGGUGGGCGGUGGCAGUGCCAUGCUCACCGCCGCCGGCCACGCGUUGAUGCGCACUAGCACCGGUGGCAGCAGCAACAACAACAACAACAACCAUCAUAGCAGCAGUUCCAGCGGAAACGGAAGCAGCACUAGCUGCAGCAGUGGUUACCAGUCGGAGAAGGCCGCCCUGUUCGCGGGCAAGUACAGACAGCAUCAGCGUGUCUCCCAUCGGCUCCAUCCGUACAUGAUGACCGGUUCGAUGGGUGGCUCCUUUCCACCGCUGAUGGCUCCAGCAUUCCCGCAGAUGCAGCAAGUGUCGUGUUAUAAUGUGUGAUUUUAAAUGCUAAUCGGCUAAGAAAAACGAGAAGAGAAGAAAAAGAAGAAGAAAAUGCAGUCGGCAAAGAAUGAUGAAAGUUAAUGAGAAAAAGGAAUAAUUUAUUAACGAUUAUUCGUUGCUAUAAUCUCUUUGUUUGUGUCUUAUAACGACGAAGAAAAUGAAGGCAAAAAGUAUAAAAAUAUAAUCGAGCAACUUUUUUCGUUGCAUUUAAAUGUGAUAGUAGUUUUACUCCAAGCAACUUCGAAAGAUAGUAAAGGAAAUAAUGAUUACAAAAUAGGAUACAAGUUAAACAAAAUAUCGCUAUAUAUAAAAAUAUGUGUUCCAAAGAAAGUCAUGCGAAACGUAGUGAAUACAAAAAAAAAAUGCAACAGUAAAACAGCAAGUUAGAAAAGCCGUCGGAUGUUAUGAAAGGAGCGGAAGGAGCAUGGGAUGAAGACCUAAACCGGAAGAAACAUCAAAGUUCGUAAAUCCGUGAGCAGUGAAGAAAAAGUUUAUUGUGUGCAUUUCCACUGGAAGAGAAAGAAAAAAAAAUCCCGAGAAGAUUAUGUAGUGCUGAUGAUGUAAAGUAUGUUGAAAGCAAUCGUGAGAGAAGAACCAGUUGGAAAGUUCCGAGGCAACCAUUUUGGAUUACCGUCGCUAUUCCGUCAAUCAUCUGAGCCGUGCACACGAUGUGACUAGUAUACUGUGUGUUCUCGUCGCCACGCGAAAUCAGCUUCCCUCGUCAAUAUUCAUCAGUUUCGGUGCAACUUUUUCCCGUCGACGGUAGAAUUCCGGUGGAACGCUUCCAGCGAUUCAGACGCAGUUUUCUACCGACAUCAUCUUCGUCCAUCAUCCUAACAAAGUGAUCGCCUGCGCACAACCGUCAACUGGGACCAUCGUUGGCACCAGGUUCUGGCUUGCGAUUGUCACCGCCGCCCGCCUAACGGAUUCGCCCCGUAAACUUUUUCGACCAUUUUCCGGAUUAAUUGGAUUACCGAAACAGUUUCUUCAUACCCGUGCUAGAUUUUCGCUCCAACACUCAUCUCCUCGCUAAUAUAUAACGUACACUUACUGAAGGCAAACUCACAGCAAACAAACGAAAACACACACACACACACAUCUACACACCAACAAUCACAUUCACAACCAUGCAAAAAGCCCUCUUCCUAUUUAAAUGCAAAAUUGAGGGAUUAGAACUGAUUUCCGGACAGUAAAGUAAAUAAGUAAACAGAUACUAAAGUCAAGAACCCAGCUUGAAGAAAAAAAGCAAACCAUUUAGCCCACCCUCGAAUGCUAUUGUUACGUUUCUAUUAUUGGUUUGUCUUAAAGUAUAUAUAUUUUAUUGUUUCGUUGUCCUAUAGAAUCGAUUUUUUUUUCUUCUGUUUCCAAUUGUUCCAUCUAUCUAUCAAUUAGGUUUCAGUUUAAUUUUUUUUUGAUUAUCUAACAAUUUACUUUGUAACAACACAAUCUCUCAGUGAAUGAUAUCCGUACAAGAGUAUGUGUAAGAUUUUUUUUUCUCAAUUCUUUCUCGAUGUACUAAUCGAAUUCUGUGUUUUGUAAUUUUUCUUCUCUUAUUUCUGUAUCAUGGAAAGAGACAUAUACAUUAGCUGCUUCAAUACGAAAUUAACAAAGGAAAAAAAAAUACAUAGCAAAACUUAACAAGUCGUUGGAAAUAUUAAGCAAAAUUGUAUCAAGAAAAAUUAUACCAAACGUAACCGAAACAAAAAAAACACACAUUAGUGAGAGAAAGAGGAUAAUAUAGGCAAGUGGGAGGCAAAUAAUGGUCGCAGUUAUUUCUUAUGUAAAACUGAAAAACUAUAAGCGGAAACAACAGUAAUCUUGUUUGUACAUAUUCUUUAGUAAAAAAAAAACGAAUAAAAAACGCUAAAAAACCGAUGAUUAUGCGUGCAGGUAUGCAUUAGUCGUACAGACAGGCAGGAUAACUGAAUGUAAUAUGGAGGAAGAGUAAAACAAACCGCAAAACCAAUUGUGUAUAAAUUAUGAUAAUUUAAUUAUUUAAAAAGGUGAGAAAACUAUGGAAAACCACGAAAAAAAUCAAAUGAAAAUAAUAAUCGCUCUUAUGCAAAAAGUUAAAA